Messenger RNA from Anopheles moucheti, 865 nucleotides. It is a transcript of the gene c12.1, whose product is annotated as protein CWC15 homolog. Gene Ontology annotation, cellular component: catalytic step 2 spliceosome. The coding region runs from base 96 to 779 and encodes 227 amino acids. The record is from RefSeq and is a predicted model, not a curated record. Gene Ontology annotation, molecular function: RNA binding. The transcript has a single exon. Gene Ontology annotation, biological process: mRNA cis splicing, via spliceosome. NCBI's taxonomy places the organism in Eukaryota, Metazoa, Arthropoda, Insecta, Diptera, Culicidae.
CAAAACAAUCGCACCACCUAUCCAGCGUAAAAACAAAAUAUUUAAGUGUGCUGGAUAUAGUUUACCAUUAAAAAGAAUUUACCAAACUACCGACCAUGACGACCGCUGCACGCCCAACGUUUGAUCCCGCACGCGGUGGUAGUGGCCGGGGCGAGAAGGAUCUGAGCGCCCUCUCCAAACAGUACAGUAGUCGAGAUCUGCCAGGCCACACGAAGCUAAAGUACCGCGACCAAGGGCAGAGCACCAGCGAAGAGCUGCGCAACCGGGACUUCCGCGAGGAGCUCGAAAAGCGUGAACGCGAUAACAAACAAGGCAAGGGAUCGGCGGUUCCGACGGCACGCCGCGCUUUGGAGCAAGGUUCGGGCAGUGUGAGCGGUAGCACCAAGCGACAGAAGUUGGAGGCACCACAAAACCUCGAUGCAGAUGAUCCAGUGGAUAGCGAAAACUCAGACACAGAUUCGGACGAGGAUGAUACGGCGGCUUUGUUGGCGGAGCUGAACAAAAUUAAGCAAGAGCGUGCGGCCGAGACGGCAAAAAAAGAACGAAGCAAACAGCAGGAAGAGGAACGAAUCCGGAUGGAAAACAUACUGUCGGGAAAUCCGCUGUUGAACUACUCCGCCACCGCCAAAGCAGAAAUGAAGGUAAAACGGCGUUGGGAUGAUGAUGUCGUGUUUAAAAAUUGUGCCCGUUCUGAGCCGGAAAAGAAGUCGAACCAGUUCGUGAAUGAUUCAUUGCGUUCGGAUUUUCACAAGAAGUUUAUGGAUAAAUAUAUUAAGUAAGGGUACUGUACAAAGAGUAAAUAAAUAAGAUACUUUUUCACCUCCCGUCACAAGGGCUUGCGACAAAUAAAUGGUGGAUUUUUCGU